Pseudomassariella vexata is the source of this 1605-nucleotide messenger RNA. RefSeq lists its product as uncharacterized. Lineage: Eukaryota; Fungi; Ascomycota; Sordariomycetes; Amphisphaeriales; Pseudomassariaceae. The transcript is spliced from 2 exons. Bases 100 to 1392 code for a protein of 430 amino acids. The record is from RefSeq and is a predicted model, not a curated record.
ACGCAUCGUUUGAAUUUUUCUAGUAGAUAUCUCGCGCGGUCGUAUGUGUGCUUCACCACCUGGCCUGUGAGGCUCGUCGCCUGACGCUGACCGCCCAAGAUGGCGUUGAGUCGAGCUUCCGCGGCGUUGAUUCUACUAUCGCUUCAUAUUGUCUCUGGGAUCGCGGAUGCAGGCUUCGCUGCAUUUGGCGAUGCGGCACUUUUCGAUGAGCCCGGUGUGGGCUUCACUACGCGGUAUCAUUUUGGAGCACAGCCUGCCCGCCAGCUAGAGCGACGACAAAGCGGCUGCGAGGCUGGUCAUCAUUUGUGUGCCGAACUGGGCGAGCUGGGCAUGGGCCAUUGCUGUCCCAACACCCAGUUUGACUGCCUUUUCAAUAGCUCAUGGGCUGUAAGCUGCUGCCAAUUUGAGUCAAAUUGCGGCCAAGUAUGUGCUGGAAAUAGUAUCUCAUGCAACGCCACGACCACCAUCACGAGCUUGAUUACGCCCUCGGGAACAGCGUCAUCUUUCGUCGAGGAAGUUACAAGGACAAGUGGCUAUUUGGGCUGCUGUCCACGGUCAUGUGCAAGCACUGCUUUCAAGUGCCCGUCAUCGAUAGGCGCCCACUGCUGUCUUUAUGGCGAAGACUGUGUCACUGGUGGCUGUGUCGCCCCAGGGACGUCAAAGCCGACAUUGGUACCCACAUAUAACGGCUGCUCAAGUACCAACAUGUUUUCCUGCGCCACCGGAGUAGGAUGCUGUACCAACGGACAAGCAUGCACGACCAAUGACGCUGGUCAGGGGGUUUGCACAGGCCUACCCGGCAACGUCACCGUUAGCCACGAGCUCUCACAAGGCGCCAAAGCCGGUAUUGGAGCCGGCGUCGCCAUCGCCGCCGCAGCCGUCAUCGGAGCCCUGGCGUGGUUCUGCCAACAUCGGCGCCACGAAGCCCGCACCGCCGAAGCCCGCACCCCCACCUACCGCAGUCGAAUCCAGAGCCCAGGCCCCAAUGCGGAGGAGAUCAUGUCCGAAACCAGCGGGCCCUCCCGGGUCGGCGGACCCCACCAGAAUGGGCUUGUAUACGAGUACUUCGGCCCGGACGCCAUUCCCGGACCGUACACGUGCACGGAGCAGGAGUACACACAGCGCGAGACGCCGAGCGUGCUCGAUCGCGGUGUGCCCAUAUGUCCUCAAGGGCCGGGCGACAUCAUGAGUGCCGUAGAGCUGGAUGCGGAGGUGACUGGUGCUGAGAGAGAUGAAGGAGUGCGGACGCCUACUGCGACAGUUACGCCGGUGUUGGAGCAAGAGCAGGGGCCGUUCGAGCUGUGGGUUCCGCCAGGGAGGAGCCCGUCGCCGCUGAGUCCGGACGAGAGGGGCCCGUCGUCACCGGGCAGGUUUUCACCGGAUCCGCGUUAAGUCACACUGGGAGAUUUUCAAGAUUCUUGAUUGCAGAAUUGAGGUAUAUUUUCCUAUAGCCCGCUUUAAUGGACUCAGAUGCCCGUAAAACCAAGUGAGCGAACACAUGUACAGACAGACACACGAAUUAUAUAUGAUACCCUCCAUCCUUUCGCCUUGCCUGAAGAAAACGAACCAACGCCUUUGGCCCCUAACCCCGUUAGCCGAUGCCCU